Molecule: messenger RNA, 970 nt
Organism: Neofelis nebulosa (Clouded leopard)
Lineage: Eukaryota; Metazoa; Chordata; Mammalia; Carnivora; Felidae
Gene: IZUMO4
Product: IZUMO family member 4
Exons: 10
Coding region: 77-733 (218 amino acids)
Cellular component (GO): nucleus
Source: RefSeq, a predicted model, not a curated record
GCGGGCGAGGCCGGCGCUGGGGGCGUGGCGCGGGAGGCGCCGUUGGUUGGUUGGCGGGCGGCGGGCGGGGCGGGCCAUGGCUCUGCUGCUGUGCCUCGGCCUGACAGCGGCGCUGGCCCGCGGCUGCCUGCACUGUCACGGCAACUUCUCGGAGAAGUUCUCCUUCUACCGCCAUCACGUGAAUCUCAAGUCCUGGUGGGUGGGCGACAUCCCCGUGUCGGGCUCGCUGCUCAGCGACUGGAGCCAGGACACGAUGAAGGAGCUGCAUCUGGCCAUCCCCGCGGAGAUCACCCGGGAGAAGCUGAACCAAGUGGCGAACGCCGUGUACCGGAAGAUGGAUCAGCUGUACCAGGGGAAGAUGUAUUUCCCCGGGUACUUCCCCAACGAGCUGCGAGCCAUCUUUCGGGAGCAGGUGCACCUCAUCCAGAAUGCAAUCAUCGAAAGCCGCAUCGACUGUCAGCGUCACUGUGGCAUCUAUCAGUACGAGACCAUCUCCUGUACCAACUGCACGGACUCGCACGUCGUCUGCUUUGGCUACAACUGCGAGUCAUCGGCACAGUGGGAAACAGCUGUGCAGGGCCUCCUCCGGUACAUAAAUAAGUGGCACAAACAGGAUGACCACACAAGAACCACUCCAGCUUUUCUGAUGUCACCGAGUUUCACAUGUCUUGAGCCCCCACACCUGGCCAACUUGACUCUGGAAAAUGCUUCCGAGUGCCUGACACAGCACUGACGGCCACCGGCCAUCGCCAGACUGGCCCCUAGCCUCGAGGUGGAGUCAGGACUCAGCUGGACUGCCCCAGCCUGACCCCACGGAGCAGGCUCACUGCUGCCUUGAGUCCCUGCACUGCCAUCAGAGGCUGGGACCGGGGCCGGGGAGGGCGCGUGGCUUUGUAUAUAGAGGGCAUCACCGCCGGGCGGAGCCGUAGGGCUAUUAGAGGCAAUGAUUAAACGUCCCUGUUUCUCAUCA